CUGGACUAAGGAAUUGUUGUGCAGCUUACUGCCAACAAUACCUAGUCUUCAGCGAGUCCAGCCCUCCUUCUUCAGCAUUACCUUUCCUGCUUAGGGCCCCCACCUCCUCCCUUCUCAUAAACCCUGCCUAAUGCAAAUAAGCCAAUGAAUCCCGGCUGUACCCUCGAUGACCGACCCUCCGAAACACAAAUAGAAAAAAAAGGCCAAGGAAAGGAGGAUCGCCCCGGCGCUGAAAAUCACACCUUAUCCUUUUCUGAUGUAUUAAAAAGCUUACAUCCUACUCCGGGCUUCCGGUCCAUGCUGUGUUUAUUUGUUGUUGGUGCUAUUGCUGUUGCUACUUGUUAGCCAGCCAUGUCGAUGGCUUCGCCAACGCCGCUGCCUUCGGGGGUGAGUCCUCCUCUUACGACGGAUAAUGAGGAUAAUCAUGGCGCGUUGAUCGUGAUCAUGACCUCGUUUACCUUGGUUUUGGUACUAUCUUCUCUGGCGGCUCGCAUCUAUUCUGCGGCUCAGAGACAUAUCUUCCAACGAGAUGAUCUUCUAUUUGGCAUACUUGUGAUUGUAGCAUUUGUUCAAAUCGCGGUGGUACUUUCCCAAGUGCAUCAAGGCUGGGGAGUUCGGACAGAUUUUCUCACUGUCACAGAUGAGCCUAUGCUCAAGACCGCAUAUGCGGCAGAGAUCCUCUCAGUGCUGGUCCUAGGCUUUUCAAAAAUCACCUCCAGCCUAUUCUACGAAACUCUCUUCUCACAGAUGAACCUUCGGCUCAUUCGGAGCAUUCUCGGUGUGAUGAUUAUUUGGACGAUUCUGUCUGUGAUACUACUGGCUGUUCGCUGCAGCGAUAAGCCCUGGUACGAUAUCAGUGCUGCUCAGUGCAGUACUUUGUUCCCCCGCUGGAUCGCAAUUACAGUCUUUGAUAUCGUCACUGAGAUCCUGCUAUUUCUAUACGCUGGACUCGCCAUCCACAAAAUCCAAAUAUCAUUGCAGAAGAAGCUGAUGGUGGGAGUCACCUUGGAAAGUCGAGUCUUACUGAUUCCCCUCGCCGCCAUUCGACUCUACUACGUAAACAAACAAAUCAUCUCCGACGACCCAAUCCUCCUCGGCGCAUACUCCACCAUCACAACCGAGAUAUACAUCGCCAUCUGCGUCGUCUGCCUCAUAUCCGCAUUUCUCAAAUCCUUCAUCGCCGUAUUCGAGGACAAAAAUGGCCUCUCCUAUACAGACGGGACGUCCGGGUCUCGGCCAAAGUCGAAGCAAUUCGCCUCGGGAAAUACGGCAUCUGCAUCGAAUAAGAUGGGACCACAUAGUUCGGCGAGUGCAGAUCGGUUGAAAGGGUGGGAGCGGGAGGAAGAUCCGAUUCUUGAUCAGGCUGAUGGGCGAGGCUUGCAUAUCUUGAAAACGGUGCAUUUGGAUGUGACAGAUGAAUCAAUAGAAUUGGCUGAGCAGGGGAAUGCGAGAACAAGUUCACCCGGGUGAAUGUGUUGGGAUUUUCCGGUUUGAAUGUUAAUACAUAAUAUAACUAAUGAAUAGAAUGGACCAGUUAGACUGGGAGAUUUCAG
Penicillium subrubescens is the source of this 1553-nucleotide messenger RNA. RefSeq lists its product as uncharacterized. The record is from RefSeq and is a predicted model, not a curated record. The coding region runs from base 352 to 1470 and encodes 372 amino acids. NCBI's taxonomy places the organism in Eukaryota, Fungi, Ascomycota, Eurotiomycetes, Eurotiales, Aspergillaceae. The transcript is spliced from 5 exons.